Molecule: messenger RNA, 2121 nt
Organism: Priapulus caudatus
Lineage: Eukaryota; Metazoa; Priapulida; Priapulimorpha; Priapulimorphida; Priapulidae
Product: DNA-(apurinic or apyrimidinic site) lyase 2-like
Exons: 5
Coding region: 172-1950 (592 amino acids)
Biological process (GO): base-excision repair
Cellular component (GO): nucleus
Molecular function (GO): double-stranded DNA 3'-5' DNA exonuclease activity; zinc ion binding; phosphoric diester hydrolase activity
Source: RefSeq, a predicted model, not a curated record
GAUUUGGCGGGCCUCGCGGCUGAUGAUGAGUUUGUCAACAUCAACAUGCUUCAAUAUUUUCAUGAUUGUGUAGUGACUAAUAAAUGCAGCUGAUGUCCGUUAGAAAGACUGAAUUUACUUUCUUGUGGGGUGAAAUGUUAUUGAAAUUGAUGGUGCACUAUUGCACCAGCCAUGAGUAAAGACAUAAUUAAGAUUUUGACGUGGAACAUUAACGGCAUCAGAGCCACUAAAUUACCACUAAAGGAUGUAUUGAAUGAUCUGGAUGCAGAUAUUAUUUGUUUUCAAGAAACAAAAAUAACGAGAGAUCUACUAGAUGAAGCUACCGCUGUCGUCGAUGGCUUCAAUUCCUACUUUAGCUUCUCGCUCGUCCGUAGCGGUUACAGCGGUGUUGCAACAUACUGCAAGGAUCACGUGACCCCUGUCAGAGCAGAAAAUAAAUUGUCUGGCUUGUUGACGGCUGGAAAUGAUGCUAGUAGUGACACCAUAGGUUACUAUGGCAAUCUAGAACAGUUCACAGAGGAGGAGCUAAAAUGUCUUGACAAUGAAGGCCGUGCCGUUAUGACAGAGCACAAAAUUCGUGGACAGGAUGGUGCUGAGAAUAGUCUGGUAGUGAUCAAUGUUUAUUGCCCACGAGCGGACCCUGAACGUGAAGACAGGAAAUCCUACAAGCUCAGAUUUUAUCAACUGCUGCAGAUUAGGGCAGAAGCUCUUCUAAACUCUGGCAGGCACGUUGUCAUAGUAGGUGAUGUGAACACGUCUCAUAAGCCGAUUGACCAUUGUGAUCCAGCUCAGUGUAAGGCCUUUGCAUCUCACCCUGGGCGAAAGUGGCUGGAUGGUUUUCUGUGGACACCUGAAAAGGAAGGCACGCAACCAGGCACCACUAACAACGACCGAUCGUGCGAAUGGCCACCAGGUGUCGCAGCCAAACGAUUCGUGGACUGUUUCCGAUUCUUACACCCGACCGUGCAGGGCGCCUUCACCUGCUGGUCCACGGUGACCGGAGCUCGCCAAACCAACUACGGAACGCGAAUAGAUUACAUUUUCGCCGACCGAUGUCUCGCGACGACAGCGCUGGUCGACUGUGACGUUUUGCAGCACGUUCAAGGAUCGGACCACUGUCCGGUCAAGGCAACAUUCAACGCUGACGUGGUAGCGGCUAACAAUUGCCCGAGUCUGUGCACAAAGUACGGUUUCUCUGGAAAACAACAGAAGCUGGCAGAAUUUUUCCCCAAGACUCACGAGCGUGCAGUCGCGCAGCCACUGGACGUUGGCACAACCGCUAUAGCGCGCGAUCGAAAGCCACAGUCAAAGCAGCAAUCGCGGAAUCCGGCCGAACACGCACGCAAGAAGGCGAAGAUAGAGACUGGAAAACAAAGAACGCUCGCAGGUUUCCUAUUGAAAGGGGCAAAGAAACUGGAUGCGGUUGAUUCAUCGCAGCUCACAGUUGCCAAGCAGAUCAUUUGGAAAGACGUGCUUAACGGUGGAUCUGAAACAAUCACCGGCACUCGGGUACAAAGCACACUCACCUCUACGAGGAGCCAGUAUGGUGUUGACACGAGAAACAAUGCAUUGACUAACGAGCUCUAUUUCAGCGUUCGCGGCGAGUGCAAUGGACAAAAUGGUGCCGAUAACGCUGACGUAGCAGCGGCAGCUGCAGGAAAUCGCGGCAAGGAUCCGGCGUCGAACGUUCACUGUGCGGCCGACGCUCCUGCUCCUGCGGCCGCUGCAAAGUCGCAAGCUGCUCAGUGGAAGGGCCUCCUGCGUGGCCCGCCGCCGCCUCCAGUCUGUAGAGGUCACGGCGAGCCGUGUGUGCUGCGAACCGUGAAGAAGUCGGGACCAAACGUGAACAGGCAGUUUUUCGUCUGCGCCCGACCCGAGGGUCACAAGUCGAACAAAGAAGCGAGAUGUGAACACUUUAAAUGGGUCACCAAACCGAAGAAAUAUUUGUGAAUAGUGUCAAAACUAACAGUAGGCAAGCAACUGUUGGCAACUACCACCUAACAUACUAUACAGUUCUGUUUAGGUAUUACUGUGAAUAUGUCAUGAUGUAAAUAGCAAUGUUAAUUUUCUGAGAUAAAAAUGGGCAACCUGUGAAUAAAAUUACCUUUUUUAACUUGUGUA